Molecule: messenger RNA, 3211 nt
Organism: Synchiropus splendidus (mandarinfish)
Lineage: Eukaryota; Metazoa; Chordata; Actinopteri; Syngnathiformes; Callionymidae
Gene: oprm1
Product: opioid receptor, mu 1
Exons: 6
Coding region: 180-1349 (389 amino acids)
Biological process (GO): G protein-coupled opioid receptor signaling pathway; sensory perception of pain; neuropeptide signaling pathway
Cellular component (GO): neuron projection; membrane
Molecular function (GO): beta-endorphin receptor activity; neuropeptide binding; G-protein alpha-subunit binding
Source: RefSeq, a predicted model, not a curated record
GCGAGGGUCCUCACUGAACUCUCACAGGCUGCAGAAGACCCGUCUCUCCCUGCCUUUCUCUCCAUCUCUCGGUCGCCUCCCGACGACAGGCGCGCCUCCUCCAGCACCGACUCCUCUGCCAGCCCGCGGACCGUCCGGCGGGAGGCGACUCUGAGCGCGCAGCAACAACCGAGCCAAGGAUGGAGAACGUUUCGGACACCGACUACCGGGGCCAGAUCUCGGGGCUCUACGGCAACGGCAGCAUGUGCCGGAACUUCGCGGGCGGGAACAACACCACCGAGGCGCGGUGCGACGGCGAGCGCGGACUGACCGGCAGCCCGGACGUGGACACGAACCCGGUCAUCAUCGCCAUCGUGAUCACGGCUCUCUACUCCAUCGUGUGUGUCGUGGGUCUGGUGGGAAACGUGCUGGUCAUGUACAUCAUCGUCAGAUACACCAAAAUGAAAACAGCUACCAACAUCUACAUCUUCAACCUGGCCCUUGCCGACUCCCUGGUGACCAGCACGCUACCGUUCCAGAGUGUCAACUACCUGAUGGGCACCUGGCCGUUUGGGGACGUCCUGUGUAAGAUGGUGAUGUCCAUUGACUACUACAACAUGUUCACGUCCAUCUUCACGCUGACCACCAUGAGCAUCGACCGCUAUGUUGCCGUGUGCCACCCCGUCAAAGCUCUGGACUUCAGGACGCCGCGCAACGCGAAGAUCGUCAACGUCUGCAACUGGAUUCUCUCCUCUGCCAUCGGCCUGCCUGUCAUGUUCAUGGCCUCCACCGCUGCCACCUUUGCUCCAACAGCCUCCAACAUUGUUGACUGCAAGCUCAUCUUCCCCCACCCUUCCUGGUACUGGGACACUCUGCUGAAGAUCUGCGUGUUCAUCUUCGCAUUCAUCAUGCCUGUGCUGAUCAUCACCGUCUGCUACGGCCUUAUGAUCCUGCGGCUCAAGAGUGUGCGCAUGCUUUCGGGUUCGCAGGAGAAGGACCGAAACCUGCGUCGGAUCACUCGCAUGGUCCUGGUGGUGGUGGCGGUUUUCAUCGUGUGCUGGACGCCGAUUCACAUCUUCGUGAUCAUCACGGCUCUGGUCAACAUCCCGAGCUCCACACUGCAGACCAUCACCUGGCAUUUCUGCAUCGCUCUGGGCUACACCAACAGUAGUCUGAACCCGGUUCUUUAUGGUUACCUGGAUGAAAACUUCAAGCGGUGCUUUCGGGAGUUCUGCACCCCGAGUCCGUCCGUGCUGGAGAUUCAGAAUUCAUCCCGCACCGGGGCGACGGGCAGGAAGGCCCCACAGCGGGAGCACAACAGCGGAAACACAGGGGAAAGGUCCAAUCAGCAGGUAGGCCCUAAGGUAUGACUAGCCUUGGAGAGGUCGUCGGUGGACUCUCGCUGCAGCGGCGGCGCGGCCAAUGACGACCUCAACUCGGAGCUGACGCAGGUCACCACAGGGCUCUGACCUCCGACACCCAGCAGCACCCUGACACAGACCAGUGAAGUGCAGCUCUGCAGAUGGACUUGAACGGGUGGCCCGACUGGCUCGAGCAUGAAUGGAAACGGGUCGAUGAAAAACGAUCCGAGAAACACAUCACAUUGUAGCAGCAUCAUCAUUGAAUGUACCUGUGGCUAGCUAACAGCGAAUCAACACUACAUCAACUGGCUUUUUUUCAGUAAGCAACUCAGCUUUAAGCUGACAUGAAUAUGUGGCUGCCUGGACCGACUUAAUAAGAAAUAAGAGGGCGGCAAGCCACGUGCUUGCCGCCCUCUUAUUUCUGCCUUAUUGAUCGCAGCCUGAGUCAUCAUCCUAUUGAUUCAUCUUCAUGCCAUAAAACAAGAUUAAUAGCCAGUUGUUUGCUCCGUGCCUUUGUCAUUUCCAUUCCGCUUUUGUCCGGAUUUCUGUCAACACAGGAGCGACAGGGUUAUUUUCGUGCGUGAAUUUAAAUGAUCUCAAACAUGCACAUGACCUUCGAAUUUUUUUGACCAGCUGUAUUUCAGGGGCUGUUUAUGACUACUGUGCUUUUCAUGACCAAGUAUGGAUGACGUUUGUAAUGUGGGGCUUGAAGUCUGGUUGGCAAUACCAGGACAAAGUGGGCAGCAACAGCAGUGCUUAUGAAGGCGCACACACUAUCAGAAUUGUUGACAUGACUAUAAUUUCUGAUGGCAGAAGAAACAUAGACAAAGAGGCAUAAAGUUCAUUUUCUAGCUUUGCGACCGAGAGGUAUUUAAGGGUCAAUUUAUUUAUUGGUGCUUGAAGGUGCGCCACAAUUUGCCUCCACUGUCGGACAUUAACUGCAGCUCAGUUCACUCAACACUUCAGCCCAGUUUGUCUUUUUCGUCCUGAGCGAUGAGUGUUUGAUGACUCAAUACUGAAUGUACAGAAAGCACUCAGCUGUGUUUGAACCCUCCAGCUGAACUGGCCUCAGUGUGUUUGCUCAGUGCAAAGGACAAGGUGUUUAGUGCUUUACAGCUCAGAUACAUCACCGUAAGAGUGUAUGAUUAACCGCGGCGGAGCGGCCAUCGCAGCCCUGGUCAGGGCCUGCGUCUCUCCUGAUGUAUUUUAAUCCACCUCGACUGUAAAUCUGAUUUAAACUUGCUUGUGCUUUUGUGUCUGUGGGGUAUUGCUUUGUAAAAAUGUGCUAAUGUAUCAUGGACAUAAAUGUAAUGACAUGCCUUUCGAAGUGAUCACACUUUUUUAACGCUUGCUUGUCGAAGAACCAUAUACGAACCAGUGUGAAGAGCAUUAAUAAAAAGAGAUUUGAAAUAACAUGGUUAUAUAAGGCUCAUAACAGCCAGGCUGUUAUAGGUUUCCACAAGGAAUGAUAAAACAUUUAUGGAAGCCAUAACCGUUUAAAUAACUGAAAAGCUCCGUACAAUCAUUUUAUUGUUGGCUUUUGCUCAUAGAUAUUUUUAUGUACCUGAAAAGUGAGUCUUGUCAACAAAGGUGUAAAUAGAUGGAAAAAGCAGUUUGCAGGCUGUGAACAUGACAGCUUUGUUUGCCGAUCAAUGAAGUGUGAGCUUGACAGAUAGAUUGGGUCGUCGUGUGACCAUCUAUAAUUAAAGCUUUUCAGCCCACACAGCGAAAAGAGAUUUGAUUUUCAGCUGAAUAUAUAAUUUGUAUAGACGCCAUAUUUUGAGUGGAAGUGUAUUAGCUGGGAACACGUGUAAUUACAGCUGAACCGUAGGCAUGAAAACAGUCAUAUUUCUCAAGAUCAGAUCCAACGG